Molecule: messenger RNA, 10634 nt
Organism: Petromyzon marinus (sea lamprey)
Lineage: Eukaryota; Metazoa; Chordata; Hyperoartia; Petromyzontiformes; Petromyzontidae
Biological process (GO): regulation of transcription by RNA polymerase II
Cellular component (GO): nucleus
Molecular function (GO): RNA polymerase II cis-regulatory region sequence-specific DNA binding; DNA-binding transcription factor activity, RNA polymerase II-specific
Source: RefSeq, a predicted model, not a curated record
AGUCGCCAAAAAUAAUUAAUGACGAUUUUGGCUUCCGUUUAUUCGGGACCCCGGGGUCCCGCCAUAAGGUUCACAUGACGAAAUAACUUUUUUUGUCAUUUCCAAACCAAAUGCAUUCACAAUUUAGCAGUCGGCAUUGCCAUGAUACUAAGUGUCCCAAUGUUGAUCUUUCACAGAUAAGUGUAACCUGUAUUAUUAGGGAACGGCCCAAGAAAGUGGAUAUCAUAGAGCUACCUCUGAAGUUCCAUUAAGUGACUUAUCUGGUACACAGGUACAUUUUCCUGCCUUCCUGCAACCAAUAGUAAUAUUCUUCGCAUGACGAGUCUAAACUCAGAUUUAUUUUUAUUUUCGAGCUGAAAUUUAGCCAAAUUAAGUGCGAAAACACUUUGUGAUUGCUUUGUUUUAUUCACAGGUGACCUUGCUAAGACCUUGAACUUGCCAUACUUGACAACCUGGUUUAAUAGCAGGCAGCUGCUUUGAAUUUAACCCAGGAUACAAAACGGAUCCGGGUCCAGCACUAUGACCUCCGACCACCUCCCCUAUUAUCCGGGCUUAUUGGCAAUUCUAAUUAUCUGUGGUCCGAAUCUAUCCCUGAUAACUCCUGUUUACAGGAUAAGAGCCGUUCACUUGGAAGUAGCAAUUGCGUGAAUCAAGUUGAUUUUGUUUUUUACGAGGUGACGAGCUCAAGAGGCCAUGGCAGUCACAUUUGAAAACUUGUCCUGAGUCACCAAAAUUACAAAAGCAUGAAUAAAGAGUCGCGCAGGAAAUUCCUCCUGUUAUCUACAGUAAUUAUUGUAAUGGAUAAGAGGAGGUGCAUGGCUAAUUCCUUCUGUUACCUGUGCUUAUCUGUGGAAAUCCAAAGUGCCUAGACCACUGUCUCUUAUCCAUUGGCCAUUUUUGCCGAUUUGCACAACUUCCCCGAAAUAACCGUGGAUAAAUUAUGGUAUUUAUGAUGAGGGUGGUGGUGAUGAUGUUUAGUACUCGACGUUUCCUGCAGGAAUCAAGUUCAUUUUGGAGAGUAUGGGAAUUGUCCAGUAGCACCCCCUAUUAACUUCAAUGGUGAUGCCGGGAAUCGGUCCAGAAGAUGGAUUGUUGCAUUUAAAGAUCGUAAAUGAUUGUAAGGGCUUCGGGGGAGGGGAGGCCUUAAUCCAACAGAGGGUUGACCAUGGCUGGUGAUAAGUUGGGCAGCAAAUUACUCCACAUUUUUCUCUGGCUUUAUCGCUUGGAAGUGGUCUCCAUAAGGAGAUAUUUUUUUUAAAUGACCAAUAUAGGGAUGUCUUAUUAUAUAUCCCUUCACUUGAAAGUGUGAAUAAGGAGUCUUGGCUGUAUGAUUCUGGUUUGUGGAGGGAUUUAUAAAGGCCAUAGGUAGAAUACUACUCGUGAGAUGUGACAGGCAUGUAUGCUGUAUUCUCCAGGUUAUGACAUUUUUAUUUCUAAAUAAUUUUAAACCAAACGUUGAGGGUGCUUCAUAGACUGAUAUGUGUCCUGACACCUUGUACCUGGACUAUGUAGGAACUCGGCCUGCUUGCCACUCAAUCUACUCGCCAAUCCAUUUGCCAGUUUGGAUUUAGCAAGUGGCUUGAUAGAAAAUGUCUUACUGGUCGUGUACACAGACGCCUUGUAUUUAUUUUAUUGACAUGUGGAAAAGCAGAAUUAAAUCCUGAUAUCUCGUGAACUAUCACAGCUGCUCGUCCCAACACCGUUACAGUAGCAGUGAAAGAAUAAAGAAGCAGAAUGGAAUAUAUUCUUUCACUGCUACUGUAAUGGUGUCGAGACGAGCAGAAGCCGUGGUUCAUGAGAUAUCAGUAUCUCUGAGUCUGGACAUUUUAAAAAUUCGACUUAAAACCUAUUUAUACGUUUCCGCUUGUUAAAACAUUUAUUCAUUUAGAGAAUUAUUUAUUUAUUUAUAAUAUUAUUUUUAUGCUGAGUAUCUACUGAUGCUGUGUCCUGUGCAGCACUUUGAGAUCCUUGAUGAAAGCGCUACAUAAAUGUGAUUAUUAUUAUUAGUAAGUGGAUGCGUUGUGAGCAUCGUAUUUCUGAUACGUUUACCCGCAUCGAAUGUACCCGCAAUAAUGUUACGUUAAAUGACCCAAAAGUAGUGACCCGUCUUAAACUCCAGCAGAGAAUAUGGUAAGAUAUCUGCAGCCGAUGGGUCGAGAUAUGACAGAUGCUUGAGAUAUUGCGCAGAUCAUGGUAUUAUGUCCCAUAAGCUUUGUACUAAACACAUAUAAUAAUAACAUCAAUCAUGCUUUCCCACCUGAUGACGAACGCGUGUGUUGCGCCCGAAACGUCGUGAUUUAUUUAAUUUUAUACCUACGUGACUUUACCGAAAGAACCAAAGAGUACGGAUAAGAAUAAUUUGCUUAUUUAUCCAGGAAAGCCACACGCGUAUAAUAAUUUACUUAUUUAUCCAGGAAAGCCACACUAAUUCGUACUACUGUUUUUCAAUAGGGUGCCGCAUUGGGUGUUUAUUUUAAGAUGCUUUUGUCAAUUAAUGAAUGUUUUAACGUGGGAGGAAAUCCGAACAACACUCUUUGCCCAUACAAAUGGAAACAGAUUGGGAUUAGCCCCCUUGCUUUACUGCCUUCUUUAGGCAAGCCAGGGUAUGGCACCUCGACAGCCACGAGAAGGGAGUUUCUCAACAUUGGUGUAUUCUACCAAGCCUAGCUGCAUUCAGUGUGCUGGAUAAUUAUCAGUGUGCAUAGCCACCAUCGUCUGGCUAGGUCAGGGGUCGACAACCAAAAUAACAAGAAGAGAAAUUUUUAUAGACUUUGGUACAAAACUCAAUAUUCCAAGAGAAACGAUACAUGUGAGUACAUACAUUCCGUAAUUAAGCAGUCCGUAAAGAGCCGCAUGCGGCUCCGGAGCUGCAGGUUGCCGGCCCCUGGGCUAGGUAAAACGUUAUUUGGUGAUACUGCAUUGCAAGUGGUGCACAAGCACAAAUAAAGACUCAACAUGUUAAUCAACACUGCAUUAAAAUUAUAAAAACACAUCCUGCUGUGAAGGGAUAUUGCCCCAAAUGUCAACAAUAAUAAACUUUUCAUGAUGAAUGUGUGAUGAGUUUGUCACACGCAGUGAAAGUAAGGGCUGAGGAUACCAACCGCAAGGUAAUGGACCAACUUAGACAUGCGCUUCCGAUUUUUUUGCUCCACUGUAGCGAGGUCGGUUCAAUCCCGACCUGGAUACCUACUGUAUAUUUGGAGUUGGCAUCUUCUCCUCGUGGUCGCGUGGAUUUUCUCCGGAUCCUCCGGUUUUUCCCUCCACAUUUAGAAAAAUGCGUUUAUAGUAUGUGGUCGCUAUAAAUUUAAGUGAUAAGCUACUUCGUCGAGCUAUCAUGUGUCUGGACAGAUAACUUCUGAAAAAUUGUCACAACGUUCAGUGUGCCUUGCCUGGGAAAAUAAAAAUAGCUUUAAGUUUUGUUUCAUGUGAGAUUGUAAAUCAUAAAAAAACACAACUUUCGUAAUAUGUGCAGUUUGUUUUAUUCAAAGUCACAGGAAACCACAGACAAGUGGGAAUGCAGCCAGAACCAGUACCAACAAUUGCCGAAUCUCCGUGGCUCUCGAUUAGGGUGUUCAUGAGUUGGAGGAAACCGAAGUACUCGGAGAAAACCCACAUGUGUGAGGGGGGAGUAACACUCCAUUCCCGUAUAGAUGGAAGAGAGAUGGAAUAGAGAUGGAAUAGAGAUGAAUAGAGAUGGAAAGUGAUGGAAAGUAACCCACUUGCUGUACUACCACACACUGGUAAGGCAGGAGACGGUGACCUCGCUGCCCAGCUGGUACGGCAAUUGUCGUGCGGUCCACCAACCCUCGCCGUCUCUAUGGUGCUGGAUUGCCGGUUAUGCGCGACCAUAGCGCCGAGACAUUCUCAAGAGAACCCAAGGUCUGAGGUCCGUGUCCCGCUCUCUCUCUCUGUUGCUGCUGCAGUUGUCCCGAGUCAUCUCGUGAAAGCAGAGCCGGCGCCGUCGCAGACGAUGGCCUGCGAGGUGCUGGUGGACCCGCGUCAGGACUUCCCCGGCUGGCUAGCGGCCAGGGGCAUGAACCCUCGCUACGCCACCGCGCUCGAGACCGAGCUGGGCAUCACCGACUACGACUCCCUGCUGGCGUGCGCGCGCCACCCCACAGUGCGCGGCGAACUGUUCACGCUCGCCCGCGAGCGCCUGCCGUUUGCCUUCUACGCCGUCCUCCGCCAGGUGCUGGAGGGCUUCGGCGCAGACGGGUUGGGGUGCGGUGCCGCGGCCGCCCCGUCCGCCCUGGCGGACACUCUGCAGGCCAUCGUCAGCAUGCUAAACGGGUUGAGCCAGGAGCUGCAGACGUCAGCUCAGCGCUUCAGCUGCAUCUACACGGACGCGGUGCACGGAGAGGAGCCCCAGAACACCGCAAUGGAAGGAAACCAGACAACCAGAGGAAACCCAUGCAGAACAGGGGGAGAACAUACAAACUCUGAACAGAGAGAGGAGAGGGUCGGCAGUGAAGAGGAGCAGUCUCUACCCGGGGAGGCGGGUGAAGCAGGAGGCAGCCCGGCUUCCAACCCAGCUUGGCACCAUGGCCAUGGGAAGGCACGAGGAAGCCAGCGCCGAGCAGUAGCAAGGGCUGAAGACGUGACCUCUCAGAAGCCGCACGUGUCAGGCUGGACUGGGAUCAAGAUCGAGCAGGAUGGUCGCUGGAGAGGUGAGAAUGAAGGUGUGAGCGGGGAAGAUGGACGCUACUUCUUGCCGGAGGUCCACCAGGAAGACCGGAAAGUGGCUGUCAUGGAGCAGCCCAGUCAUGUGGAGUCCUCCCAUGGGUAUCUGGGGAACUUAGAUGAUGGGAAUUGUGGCUACUCUGGAGAGGUCAGCGGAAAUGACUUUGCCGGAGGUGGCGGAAAUGGGCGUUUUCCGCAGCAGCAACAGCAGCAACCGCAGCAGCAGCAACAGCAGCAGCACCAGCAGCAUCCUGGGCAAAAGAAAGCUCGCAAGGUUCGGCGUAAUUGGUCGACCAACUUGGGGGCUCCUCUCCAGCAACAGCAGCAGGCUGAUGAAGCCACCGCCACUGCAUACCCAGAUCAUGACGACCUGCCAGGCGGGGUGGCUGGGGGCACAGCGGAGGAGCUCUGCUUUGGCCGGGCGGACCAAGAGCCGUUACCGUUCCUGCGCAAGGAUGAUCGCCCUGGGCCGCCGGCAAAACCUGUGCGGCGGAAGAACGCCCGCAAAGGGCUGUCCCGCAAGCUGUCGGCCGUGGAUGGGAAGGAAGCGUUCCGCUGCCAGGACUGCGGGAAGGAGUUCUCUCAGCGCUCGCACCUGAUGGUCCACGUUCGCAAGCACACGGGCGAACGGCCGUUCGCGUGUGAGGAGUGCGGCAAGCGUUUCUCGCAAUCCUUCUGCCUGGCGCGCCACCGUCGCAUGCACACCGGCGAGAAGCCCUUCGCCUGCACCGAGUGCGGGAUGACCUUCAAGCUGAAGCACCACCUCCGACGGCACCAGAAGACGCAUAGCGGCGAGAAGCUGUUCAUUUGUGAGGAGUGCGGCAUAGGUUUCUCGCAUAUCGGCACGCUUGCCCAGCAUUACCGGAGCCACGGGCGCGGAGCCACGGCAGAGGAUGGGGAGAGGGCGGAGCGGGCGUCGCCGCCCACGCUGCAGAAGAGCACCGGCAGCGCUGUGGAGAUGCCCGCAGCGACAGCGGCCAUGCAAGAGUCGGAGCCGAUGAGCGCCGUGUUCGACAGGCGGGACAUGGGUCUGGAGUACGGUCGACACGAGCACGCGAUGCACGGCUCAAUGAUGCCCGAGGCAUUCGGCAUGGCCCAGGGGUUUGGCAGCCACAUGAAUGAGAUACCCAGCUCCUCACUGCAGGGAUCCUGCAACCAGAACUAAAAGUAAUGUAAUGUAUUUUCUGGGAGACUACCUUGCCUAGAAAGGUGCUUUUGGGCAUUCUCCUAUAAUGGAUGUAUUGUCUGCUACUAAAUGUUAUGUCAGAACUCUACAUUUGGUUGGGCAUAUGAUGCAGGACGUGCAAAGUGUGCCAUUGUUCAGACAAUCAUUCCAACAGCUUGCUGGCUAAUAUCAGAAGUCCAUUGCAACAGUGUUUUUUGGCUGGUCGAGUGAAAUGUAUGUGAAUGUGUUUUGCCCAAAUUGUUUUCAUUCUUAGAUUUUAAAUGCUUUCCUUGUUAAAAUGUGUUCUUAAGUCAUAUAGUAUAUCAGCCAAUCACACCUGCAAAAAUGUGUGUGUAUGAUUUGUGACUUCCCCCAAAUUGUCCUCAAAUAAUUAAUUAAUUAGAAAAUACCAAAAUAAGAGAACCUCACCCGGACAAGGGAUACUGAGACACACCCAUGGAGCCAGGCCUGGGGGUGGUGUUUGCCGGCAAGCGCCUGGUGGCCGGGUGACCCACGUAACCUGGUCGGGCCCAGCCCGAAUUGGCUACGUGUUACCGUCCUGUGAGCCCACCAUCCGCAGGACGAAGGGUGAUGGGUGGGUGCAAUGCCAGUAUGGCAGGGAGAGAGAUGGUCUCAGACGGACUGGACCUUGGCUUUGGAUAAUGACCGAAAGAAUGAGAUUGUGGGUACAAGGGGCCAAAAUGAGGUUUCCCCGCAGGAUUGCCGGGCUCACUCUCCGUGAUCAGGUGAGGCGCUUGGUAAUCCGGGAGAGCCUCAGUUGAGCUGCUGCUCUUCCAGAUAGAGAGGAGCCAGUUGAUGUGGUUCGGACACCUGGUAAGGAUGCCCCCCCAGUAGACUCCCCCUAGAACUCUACCGGGCACGUCCCACUGGGCAAAGACCCCGGGGCCGGUCCAGGACACGCUGGCGGGACUAGGUUGCUCAGUCGACCUGGCAACAUCUGUAAAUUCCCCAGAAAGUGCUAGAGUUUGUCGCCAGGGAAAGGGAGGUCUGGACUGCCCUCAAUUUGCUGCUGCUGGGACCAAGACAUGCGGACUGAGGAACGAGCGAACAAUUUAAUUGGGUUUUUUUCUGGACAUGUUUUAAUCUUGUGGCAAAGUUGUAUUUAUUCCAGGUGCCCUGCAGAUCUUUUGCAGGCUUGAUAAAUAUCACAUUAAAGAUUAAAGCCGAUCGUUAUCUCCUGAGCAAAUGUGCACAGGCUGAGGGAGCCUGCUAUUGGCACACUGGCAAGUCGAGGCUUGUUGUAACGGACUUCUGAAGAAAACUCGCUACAGGUAUAUCCUGCGAUUUGUUAUUUUUUUGUACAUUUUAAAGUUACAUUUUUAGAUCUUUUCAUUUUAGAUUACAUUUUUCGACGUCACUUACGUGAAGCAACGUGGAACUUCCACGUGGUGAUUGCCACUGUGUACAGCGACUUGGCAAUGUGAAAAUGUAAGACGUUAAGAUUUGAAAUUGCCUAAUGCGUGGGAGAGAUUUUUUAAAUAAGCUUUUUCCAGUGUACAAAAGGCCUCGCAUGAUGGCAUUAUGCCGCAUCCUCUCCGAACAACUCAUCAGCAUUUCAUGGACACAACCACAGGCUGCCGAGAAAGCCCAAACAACGUGGCAGGGUGGCGCAGUGGUGAUACCCAUGCCUCAAACCAAGAAGAGCCUCGGUUCCAUUCCCGACUUGGGCACCACUUUAUAUGGAGUUUAUUUAUUCUCCACCUAUACUGCGUGGAUUUUUCUCUUGAGUUUCCUGCUUUCCUCUGAUAGCAAAAAAAAAUAAUCAUGCAAUGUAAGCAGUAUUGUCCAAACAUCCCAGUGCUGAAAGAUUACCUGGAAGUUACUCAACUGGGAUCACACACAGCAACAUUGCCCUCUUCUGCGAAAACAUGGCAGGACCUUCCUUAAAAGUAUUGAGACUGGCUUUUCCUAGGUAAACAAGAGUAGUAGUAAUAUGGUUAUAAUUGCAAGGGAACUGCAGUUUAGCACUUGAAAGUAGUUGCAUACAUAAAUUGGAGCAGAAAAUACAUUCAGUUGUAACAAAGUCAAAUGUGGUGUAAUCAGUCAUUGGUGGAGCCUAUCUGUUUUGGGGGAGGUCUCUCUGAUGCUGAGAAUAAUGAACUAAGGAACUUGCUCCAUUCACAUAUAAUUAACACCAAGGAAUUUAAACAGAAUAAUUGAAUAUUUACAAUUGCAUAAAUAAAAUCACUCCAGUUUAUUAAGAGAAGCUUUUCACCAUGAUGAGGUGGAAGGCUGAGGGUAGUCCCCCGACUGGCUUUAAACACCGAUUUGGAAAGUGAAAGUUGAAAUCUGCGAGAGCCGUCGGGGGCGGUGCGUGGGAGACCGCGGGGACUGGGCCCACCGACUGUCUUGCUCCACUGCGGGCUCCACUACGGGCUCCACAGUGCUUUCCAUUUUUAGCAUUCAUUUUAUGAAUGAAAUGUUAAUUUUUUUUUUUAAAAUACGAACUAAAUUUACUUAGUUUAGGUUUUUAUUUUGGCACAGGUAAAAGUCAAUGGGCAAUAAACACUCAUGUUCGAUGGGGACCUGGUUACACCGUAGAUGCCUGGUUACAGCAUGCUGUCCAACGCUGAGUGUGUCCUGCAAUGAACGGCACCGUGUGGACUGCUGAUUCCUUUCACCAACUGCAAAUUGCCAAAUCUUGCCAUGCAGCAGCAGCAACAACUGGAAUAGUGUACGAACAAAGUUUCGGUCGGAGUUUGUCUCUUGUUAUUGCAGUUCUCUUUGUUUUCAGGUAGCAAUUUCAGUUUUCUACAUUGUGGCUUACUGGAGUCCAACUUGGAGAGAUUUUACAAUGUAAUGACUGGGCUCAUUUGGCAGUCUGCAGCUUGAUAUAACAUGCAAGCGAGCUCUCGUAAGCCCAUGUCUCCAAUAUUGUGGGGCUGCCCAAUGUCUGUCUGUGAGGCCUUUAAGCCGAGGUGUUAAACUAUAUUGGUCAACAAUGCUCAUGUAAAUUACGAGAAAAUAUCGCAAUGCAAAUAUUAAUGCCGGCUGGAAACAUUUAACACAGAGUUGUACAGCCUUGCAUGUACACAAGCUCUCAGCCUUUAUGCAGACCACCAGCUCAAAAUAUCUGAGUGUUGCACCUCUUUCGUACCAUACGUAGCCAACCGCGCUAUUCAGAGGUUCUGGGGAGAGACAACAGACGAUACAUAAAAAGCAGUCUUAAGCACACGAGUUUUCAAUUAUAAAUGUAAAAGUGCACAGUCCCAAUGGACUUGUAAUGUCAAAUGGACAGUUGCAGAGGCAUAGUUUACAGCGUGCGAUGCCAUGACCAUUUUCAUUCAGUGAGUUGCCCAAAGUCACUGCGUGAGGAUGACCGCAGAGUUCUCGGGAUGGUCUGUGAUCCCCUUACCAGCUCGGCAAGGUGUUGUGGUUUGUCUCAAGCACUUUGUGUGUCAUAAGCACUCCUGCGGGCCUGCGUUGCCGCAUCGCUAUCAGAAGUGGUGUGGCAGUGGAGGUACUCUUCUGUGACCGUGUGGACGUAGGGGUGGGAGAACCGUCCAGGUCUGCAGCACAGUCGUGUGUGAGGUGUCGUGGCGAGCGACCCAAUGCAGUCGGAUGGAGGACAAUUUCCAUCAGUAAAUCAUAGCGCAGUUGGUGCAACACUAAACUGAACUAAUAAAUAUUUCAUCUUCUUUGGUUCUUUCGGUAAAGUCACGUAGAAUGAGAAUAAAAUAAUAAUCUUUUUCAGAAGGGACCUGGCUAUCACAAAUGAUAGCUCAAGAAAUUUGCUUAUGUGGAAUCGUAUAGCAGCCAAAUACUCUAAAUGCGUGAUGUUGAUUAUAAAUGUAGAGGGAAUAACUGGAGGACCCAGAGAAAAAUCCACGACCACUGGGAGAGGGGCAUGCAAACUCCAAAUAUGCAGGCAUCAUCGGGGUUGGGAUCUAACUCUUGACCGCUUGUUUAACAUGGCGAGGUAGUUAACAUCGGCCCAGAGAAACGGGCUGUGUGGGGUGGCAAUGCGAGAAGGCCCCACCAGAUAGUAAGUUUAAUAUUUACAAAAAUGUUAAAACAUUUACAUGAAAAAAAUCACAGCAUAUUAGUUACGAUUGUUUUUAACGUUAAUGAACGUAAAGUAUGGCUAUGAAUGUAAAUAAUUGAAUUUCAAAAAAUAAAAUAGCUGGCAGGAGUGGCAACAUUCUGUGUCCCCUACUGGUGCACCACUGCCAAUAUUCACAAGUGAGGCUGAGCUUGAGUUUGCAAUUAGCAUUGUCAACUGGUUUGCUCUGUGCCCAUUGUUGGUCUAAGUGACAAUAUGGCCACGGUCAGUUCUCUUGAGUUGGUGGUCUGGAAAAGGCUGAGAGCUUUUGCAAUGCUGCACACCUGUGUUUUGUUAAAUCCGCACUCUGUAUGUUAUUACACAGGAAGUUUUGUAUUGUGCCCCUUGGAUGUUAUGGUGACCCAUGUUAACCCAUCUGAUAGUUUGAGCAGACGAUGGGUUUCAAAGACGGUAAACUUUUACUAAUAAUGCUCAUUAGGAUUACUUCUAACUUGACCCGUGGAUUGAAUUAUAUAUUUAAACUCUCGGAAAAGUUCAUGAUCUGUGUUGUGUCAUGUGCUUGGGCAGGUUUCAGUCACAUUGUUUUAUUCCAACAGUACCGUAUUUAAAACCAAUUUAAUACGAAGACUGUUCGAAGGAUAUUUUGUAAUAAUCGGUUCUAAAUCUGAAGUUCAGACUACUACUCGUCAUGAUGUUAUAAUAAUUUUUUUAAAUAUUCCAAUACUGUAAUUGACAUUGGUUAUAAAAUAAACGUUUUAAAACUAA